UGUGGGAUAUGUUCUAAAUCCAAAACGACUUUGAAGAAGUAUAUUUAGCAACUAGGUUGUUUAUUUUGCAGAACAAGACGAAUUCAGUGUUGAUUGGCGGAUUACCUGUGUUAAUUGUACAGUCUAUAGGACUGUCAGUGUAAACAACCUUCUCGGAGUCCUUCAAAAUUGUCGACAAAGGUAAUUUGGGGAGCGAAACGGAGGUCUUCACGUCUGUGGUUUGACAGCUGAUUUUUCCAUGGCUGUUCUCUACACUCUUGAGGAAAAGGACAUGAAAUUCGUCGAAGAUUCAACAACAGAACAAGUUGUCCUUGACAGAAGCAAGCACAAACUUUCUCCACUACCGCCGUGUUUUAGUAUAACGAACUUAUUACUCACUACGCCCUGUCACUUGUGUUGUUAAACAGGAAGAGAUUUGUUUGUAAUCGUCCUUUGGGAUUUCACAAUAAUACGAAAUUGAAAGAACUGAUUUUUGUUGGUAAAUUUAGACCAGCACUCGAAAACAGUUGCCUUCGGAGAUUGGAUUUGCUAUUAACUUGACAGCCAUGAAGUUGUUGGAAAAUUCAAGAUUUGAAGCGGUCAAUUCUGCUCUUGCAAUUGAGCUUGAGAAUUGCAGAAUUGAUGGCAGGAUCGAGAGUUAUUCCUGUAAGAUGGCAGGGAAUGACAAACGUUUGUUCAAGCUCUUGUCAAGUGAAGCAAAUGAAGGAGGAAAUGCAACAGGCGGGCUCCAGGCCUUGUCUCCUCCACAGAGCACUCUGUCACACAGCCCUGUCAGACAAUUCAGUCACAGCUAUGAGGGCGAGAGUUAUCUCUGUGACACAAUAUCCACAAAGACAUUGUUUUACCUCAUCUCCACGCUGAAUGCUUCCUUCAACCCAGACUACGACUUCAGCAAUGCCAAGAGUGAUGAGUUCAGUCGGGAACCGAGUCCACAGUUUGUCGUGAACGGCAUUGACAGUCAGCUGUUUGCCUCUGCGGGAGACACAUUUGGUGCUCUAAAACCUCACUUAUGGGCAGCUAUUGAGGAGGAAAUAAACUUGCAGGACUGUGAUGUCUACAGCUACAACCCAGACCUAGCAUCCGAUCCAUAUGGAGAAGAGGGCUGUAUAUGGUCUUUCAAUUAUUUCUUCUACAACAGAAAGAUGAAGAGGAUUGUGUUCUUCACAUGUAGAGCUACCAGCGCCUCUGUUCCCUAUGGAGACUCUGGUAUUGGCACCGAUGUCAGCAUGGACUUGACAGAUGACACCAUGAUGACAGAGGAUGAUAUUGGGAUGUAAACAACGUCUGCAGAGCAUCUGUUUUGAAUUCUGUUGUCUUUUCAAGAACUUUUGCAUAAGCUUUGAAGUACUGUCGCUACUUCUCUGACAGCAUUAUUUGAUGCUUUGGGUAUAGACGGUUUGCCACUUUCUCUUUCCUUGAGUGCAUAUAAUACUCAACAUAGAAAACCGGAUUGAAGAUGAUUCGUCCACAUCCUGAGCGAUCCUUGGUGAUCUAAUAUUUUAUUUCCCUUUGUCUCACAAACAUUACUAUGUAUUGAACACGUUGAACCCAGAAUAUAUGUUUUAGGGUGGUUCACAACUAAAAUGAUUUUUUGUAACAGUUGCUAGUAAGAAAUAAUGGUUCUAGUUGUCAUGACAACAAUUGAUCAUGAUUAAUUAAUAUGUUACUUUUCAUUUUACUUUCAUUUACCUCUCACAACUGAUCUAUGCUUCCUUUUCUAUCAUUGUUUUAAUUUCAUUUAGUCUAUUUUUGAUUUAGUGUUUGAUCAUGUUGAUUUUCAAUUCAACCUUGUUCCUAAAGUAAGCUGUAUGUAUUUUAUGUUCGAUUGUUAAGAAAGUUGAAUCAUUCCAUCAUAAGUAUAGUGUAAUAUUAUAUAGGACCAUGACCUAGUCCACUGAAAUAUCAUAGAAUGAAAGUAUUGAUUUUAAACUUGUUAAAGGUUUAGCCAGAAUUUUGAACAAUUUGGGUUUAUCUUUACCAAUAAAAUCAGAGAAAAUGACUUUUUAAAUUAUGAUACAUGCCUUCUGUUAUAGAUUAGUUUUUUGUGUUAGUGUUACUUUCUGAAAAGGCUAUAGAAGGUAUUUCUAGUAUGUUUAGUUCUAUAUACCCAGUAUUUGUUCCCACUCAACAUUGAUCAAAGACAUCAGGAAGAGUAUUUGUACACAGGACCAUGUUUUGACGGAGGUUUGUGGGACAGAAUGGUGCACUAUCAUUACAGUGGCUAUUGGCUACCGAGUAGCAAGGCAGGAACUGAUGACCUGGCUUUUUCCAUGCUGAAAGAUGGGGACUAGACUUUCAAUAAGCAACUUGCUUUUGAUGUGCACAUUCGUGAAUGGAAAAGGAAAUAUGCAGCCAAGUUUGAUAUGUGGCAACAAAGGAUUUUCUUGCUGCUUAUCAAGUUUAUUGUUUGCAAAGCAAAUGUUGUGCGGUAGAUAUGUGUGUGUAUAACAAUUGCCAUCUUGAUUUUGCACCAUUGAAGAAAACAUUCAUCUUUGGUUAACCCACCUCUGCAAUGGUAGCUAAACAAAAAGGCAGCAUAUCUGUUGCAGUAUGUCCUAAUGGAGGACAGGUACAGACUGAUUUAACCAAGGGAGGUAACUGCAGUUGUGUUAGUGAAGAUUAUGAAAACCAGCAAAAAGAACAUUUUGUUCUAGAAAUCGCUCCGAAUCUUUGCAUUAGCAAAUAAGACAUACAUGUGAUUUUUUCUGGAGAGAUUGGAUAAUGUGAUCUCAAUGACAACGACAACAAUUGGUGACAACGGUGGAAAAUUCAUGCUUGCAGUUGGUCAUCAUUAAUUCGUGAUUACAGGAAAAUCAAAACAAAAUUCACACUGGAAAUAGGAGUUAUGAAAGGCUUG
This is a messenger RNA of Haliotis rubra (blacklip abalone), 2857 nucleotides long. RefSeq names its product repressor of RNA polymerase III transcription MAF1 homolog. Gene Ontology annotation, biological process: negative regulation of transcription by RNA polymerase III. The record is from RefSeq and is a predicted model, not a curated record. The transcript has 7 exons. Gene Ontology annotation, cellular component: nucleus. The coding region runs from base 546 to 1277 and encodes 243 amino acids. Gene Ontology annotation, molecular function: RNA polymerase III core binding. Lineage: Eukaryota; Metazoa; Mollusca; Gastropoda; Lepetellida; Haliotidae.